AUGGGCGUAAGACCCAUGGUUUGCCAAGGAGUUCUAUGCCAUGGGCCAGGUAAGACGCUUCAAUCUAAUACCCAUCGGCUCAGCUGUUCCCAAUGUCUCUACUUGCUUGACUCGUGCAAUGUCUCAAAAGAUGCAAGGAGAGCAUCCUUUGGCGUUGCAAUCAACAAUAUUCAGCACAGUGAUAUAUCCCAAGGACUCCAGCUGGUGAAGCCAGAACCAGAAGGGAAUAUUAGUGCAGACUGCACACACACACACAGAGAAAGAAAGAGGGAAAGGGAGAGAGGGAAUGGUGUCAGGGCUGACAAGAGUUCAGAAUAG
Messenger RNA from Dovyalis caffra, 318 nucleotides. Lineage: Eukaryota; Viridiplantae; Streptophyta; Magnoliopsida; Malpighiales; Salicaceae. The record is from the annotation of a GenBank genome assembly.